AUGGCGCCAAACAUGCGGCAAGACAUGCCUCCCGGGGAGACAGCAUCAGAGCGCGUGCCACUGAUUGAUGACCGGGACCGAGGCGAGGGGUGGAAGGAGGAAGGCCAGGAUGAGCGCAGCGGGGAGCAAUCGGGGGGGCGGGGGUUCUUCACGGUGGACGAUGCCGUGAGCGGCCUGGGCGUGGGCUGGUUCCAGGUGUUGAUGAUGCUGGUAGUGGGAUUCUGCGCCCUGGGCGAGGGCGCCAACGCGACGGUGGCCGCCUUCGUGGCGCCCGCGGUCAAAUGCGAAUGGAGACUGACAGACAAGCAAGAGAGCCUAUUGACAGUGUGGGUGUUUGUUGGGCUGCUGAUUGGGGCCUACUUGUGGGGGGCACUUGCGGACAUCAUGGGCCGGAAGGUCUCGCUCAUGGCUGCGACAGUGGGAGGCAUCCUCACAAGCACAUUGGCAGCAGUGAUGCCCACCAUAGGGUGGCUUGAGUUCAUGUUCGCUCUGAUGGGAUUCACCUUCGCGGGUCAGUUCUCCGGCUUGACAUACCUCCUGGAGUUUGUGCCAGCGGCCCACAGAGGCAUGUGGGGUGUGGCAGCGGGGUUGUUCUGGAGUGCGGGCAUACUGGGCAAUGCUGCAACUGCAUGGCUGGUUAUGCCGUGGCAUGGCUGGCAAGGCCUGAUGGUGAUCACCAACAUACCGUAUGUUGUGGUGCUGCUGCUGUUCCCCCUGGUUCCGGAGUCUGCGCACUACCUCACUGCAGCUGGACGUUCUGAGGAGGCUCUGAAGUCGCUGCGGUGGGCUGCAAGGCUGAAUGGGACGCAGCUGCCAGAAGGCGAGCUUGUUGUGCCAGCAGUGGAGGAGGACGACUCAGAGAAUGAAUGCCGGCACUGCUCUUCAAAGAUUGGGAAGUUCUUGUCAGACAGUGCAAGGCUGGUGUCUGACUCUCUCUGGCUGACAACGCUGCUGGUGAUGGUGCUGUACGUCUGUGCCAAUGUGGUCUACAAUAUCAUACUUCUCCUUACCACCCAGAUCCACACGAAACAGACAUCGACGUGUGAGGGACAGGUCUUCUCCCUGUCGGCAGAGGACUUCAGGGAAGUGCUGAUCGUGUCAUCGGCAGACUUGGCAGGGAAUGUGCUGCCAGUGUUCAUCAUCGAUUUCAUUGGAAGGAAAUGGUCGAUGUUUGCCCUGUCGGGGGGUGUUGUCGUUUCCCUACUGCCAGUGGUUUUUGCCGGCACAGGAUUGAAUCCCACAUGGCCCCUAUUCGCGGCAAGGACUCUCACAGCAGCAUGGAACAAUGUUCUGACAGUCUACAGCCCAGAAGUGUUCCCAACAGAGAUUCGAGUGGCGUCCGCGGGCCUGGGAAAGAUGUUUGGAGCAUUUGGGAGCAUGCCUUCAGGAUUCGUUGCACAGGGUCUAUUUGAUAAGCAUGGCAUCAGAGCGUCUGUGGGCGUGCUCCUUGCCCUCACUGGUUCCAGCAUGCUGUGGGAGGCAUGCCUUCCGAUUGAAACCACUGGCAAGCCGCUCCAGGGCAACGUGCUGGAAGAUGGCAAAGAGAGGGAGGGCCAAGGGGAGCGAGAGGGGUUAGAUGUGGAAGUGUGA
Ostreobium quekettii is the source of this 1590-nucleotide messenger RNA. NCBI's taxonomy places the organism in Eukaryota, Viridiplantae, Chlorophyta, Ulvophyceae, Bryopsidales, Ostreobiaceae. The record is from the annotation of a GenBank genome assembly.